Manduca sexta (tobacco hornworm) is the source of this 1867-nucleotide messenger RNA. Its product is annotated as carboxypeptidase B. Gene Ontology annotation, molecular function: zinc ion binding; metallocarboxypeptidase activity. The coding region runs from base 431 to 1597 and encodes 388 amino acids. The transcript is spliced from 8 exons. Lineage: Eukaryota; Metazoa; Arthropoda; Insecta; Lepidoptera; Sphingidae. Gene Ontology annotation, biological process: proteolysis. The record is from RefSeq and is a predicted model, not a curated record.
CCCGGGAUUCGAACCCAGGACCUCAGAGCGCUAUUGUACCGGACAUGCAAUACAACUACGCCACCGAGGCAGUCAUCGAUGAAGAUGAUAUAUAAAUAUAUAUAAAUUGAUUGGAGUUUUUCAAUAAUGUGGCAAAUUUGGUAUUUGACUUAUGAUUUGAGGACUAUUAAUAUUAUCAAAAACAAUUAAAUGAUUAUAACUUAUUAGACUGGUACCAGUAACCAGUAAGUUAAUAAAAAAAAAGCAUUUUACUAACGUACAUAAAAAAUAUCACCAAAAACUACAUACCCAUCCAUAAUAAGUAUUAUGCUGUUUGACUCUGAGGUUUGACUUUAAAAUUAUCUUUGGCUUACUCUAUGAAAAAUAAUUUAUGGUUUAGGUGUUGUGAAUUUAACUAUUCUCAAUUGAAUUUAAACAAUUUUUUAAAGUAAUGCUUUUACAACUAAAGAUUUCUUUCAUUAUUAUUCUUUAUUUUUUUGGAGCUCUUUUUAUGGUUUUAUUUCCACCAAGAAAUUACGAGCAAUCUGGUGCAAAGAUGAGGACUAUAAGAAGUGCUGAAAGUGAAUUUAGUUUCACACAAUACGCUGAUCACACAUUUGUAUUAGCUACAGCAGAACGUUUUGCAAAAGACAACCCAGAAGUAGUCCACACAGUGGGUCUUGCACCGUCAACUGCUGAAAAUCGAUCUAUAAUAGCUAUUGAAUUACGAAGUGAUAAAAACAGUAGAAAACCUGGCAUACUUAUCAUUGGAGCAUUGAAUGGGAUGGUUUGGGGUGCCCCAAAUGCAGUUCUUGAGCUAGCAGAUAAGCUGCUGUAUGAUUCAAAUUAUCAAACCCCGUUUUUCAAUGACUACGAUUGGUACUUGAUACCGAUGGGAAAUCCUGAUGGCAUACAUUUCACUCAAAGUGUUCGCUCACUCGCGCCCUUGGAUCAAACACAGUGGUCACGUAAGGUAUCGGCUAGGAUUAAUUCGAGACCGACGGAGUGGCACAAAAACGUUGAUAAGAUUUCGCUACAGGACACGUGUUUUGGGACGAAUGUGAAUCGUAACUUUGCUUAUCACUGGCAAGAUGAUGUACGUAAAACACCGGAACAUUGCUCGCAAAGUUAUCCCGGGGAUAAACCUUUUUCAUCAGCGGAAGCACAAGCCAUACGUGCUUAUGUCGACCGUCUCGGGGACGUCAUACACUUGACCAUACAUUUGCAUGCCAGUUUCGUUCCAAAAAAGGAGUUCAUUUUAUAUCCAUGGCGGUACUCCCUGCGACAACCGAGCAACUAUCGAUCUUUGCAAGAAAUAGGGGAGUAUGCCGCUAGACAAGCGCGUUUGCCGGAUGGUCGGCUCUAUGAGGUACAUCAAGGCAGUAACAACAUUCGUGUUGCAGGAACUUUGAGUGAUUACAUUUUGGGUGUAGUAGGGAUCGAGUUAGUUUUCAUUGUGAAGCCCUACCACGAACUGUUUCCUAACUACACGGACAUUAAUAUUAGAGAAGGGUAUGUGAGGAAGGCGAUGUCAACCAUCCUGAGCGUGGUGCGCGGCUGGCGCAGCAGCACCCGGCAGAACACGCUCUCCUUCUUCGGCAACGAUGUGGAAUUCUAAUCUUUAUGGUUUUACUUAAUUUCCCAACUAAUAUAAUACAUAUUGAAAUGCUUUAGAAACCUAUGCAGACGGUGUAUUUUAUACGUGCCGACGGCUUCAAACGCAAAUAAACAGCGCAGAAAACGUAAUACAGCUUGGAACUGGAAGUGCACGUAUAAAAAAGGCGCGAUGUCGGUGCGUAUAAAUACAUCGUUCCCAUAGGCCUUUAAUAAUAAACUGUUUAUGUGUACGAAAAUAUUUAAUGAUUUGUAAUAAAUCAUAGAUAUUGAU